Messenger RNA from Eimeria tenella, 1437 nucleotides. RefSeq lists its product as uncharacterized. The transcript has a single exon. The record is from RefSeq and is a predicted model, not a curated record. Lineage: Eukaryota; Apicomplexa; Conoidasida; Eucoccidiorida; Eimeriidae. The annotation marks the transcript as partial.
AUGGAGCCGCGUCCGGAGCGCAUAACGCGGGGGCGUAUAUACACCCCGCUGCGUCAGGUGUCUCCUGGGGACGAGGAGGACUUGGAGUUGCUGUCGCGGGAGUACCCUUCGACAGCAGCAGCAGCAGCAGCAGCAGCAGCAGCAGCGGACCCGCGCAGCCUGCCGUCGAAGGACGCUGCAGCAGCAGCCAUUCUGCACGCCAGCCACCACGGAGACAGUCUCCGGGGGCCCCUGGAAAUGGAGACUCCGCUGGACUCGCAAGGGUCUCGUCGGGAGUUGGGGCCCCUGCGGAGUCUGGCGACGUUUGUGGGCCCCCCUGCGUUCACAGCAGCAGCAGCAGCAGCAGCAGCAGCGCGGGGGCGCCGCUCGUCGUCGCUGUCGGAGAGCGGGCGGGGGGCCCCGUCCGAGGAGGGGGGGGCCCCCUACGACUGGCGGGGGCCCCCCGGGGGCCCCUCGGAGUCGGGGCCCCUGCACUCGCAGGGGCAGCUGGGCACGGACUUCAUGCGGAACGUGCCGCAGGUGCCGGGGAUCCCGCAGAACUGCGUGAAGGGGGGCAGCACUUUGUUCAGUUUGCUGGGGCUGCUGCUGUUCCUGCUGCUGUGCUGCAGCUUCGCGCUGCAGUGGUGGGGCGAGGCCGUGUUUGCUGAAGAAGUGACCCUGGAGCCCGAGGGGGACGUGACCCUGAACCUGAAGAACUGCGGGGUGGCCUUCAGGGCCUCGGGGGGCCCCCGGAGCUUCCUGCGGGUGCGGGCGUGGCUGCAGGAGCGGGCGGCGAGCCAGGCGGGGGCCCCCGUGCUGCGGAGGGGCCCCCAGGGGCAGCUGCAGGUGCUGCUGCACAUGGGGAACUUCGACCCCUGGCACAAGUGCUCCGUGGACUUCCACCUGGCCCCCGGCUUCCGCUUCGGGGCCCUCGCGCUGCUCUUCGCCCCCGCAGACCGCUACAUCAGGGUCUCCGCAGAAGUGCCCCUCAGGGGGGCCUCCUUCUUCAUGGAGGCCUUCCACGCCUACGUGCAGCUGCGCUCCGUGGAGGCGCGGGCCAUGCGUUUCACGCUGAGUGCGGGGCACUUGUACUUGGAGCUGGACGGGCCCGCGGCGGCCUACAGCAGCAGCCCCAUAGCCAUUGUCUCCCGCACAGCCCAAGUCCACGUGGUGUCUCUGUACCCGCUCAGUGUGUCGAUGAGCGCGGAGACUGCGGCCUCGAGUCUCUUCCGCGCCACCGGCAGCGUCCGCGUGGCGCUGCCCAGCAGCAGCAGCAGCAGCGGCAGCAGCGGCAGCAGGGGGGAGGCGCGCGCGCUGCUGCAGCCCGCGGAUGUGGCCGCUCUCUUCGCGGGACUCAUGAGCAUCCACUUGGACAUCGACGCUGAGGAGUCUGCAGUCUACGCCACCUCCAGGGGGGCCCACGAGGACCCCGAGUGGCCCAUGCACACCUGGGCCGGA